Messenger RNA from Hippocampus comes (tiger tail seahorse), 2062 nucleotides. RefSeq names its product hyaluronidase 2a (gene hyal2a). Gene Ontology annotation, molecular function: hyalurononglucosaminidase activity; hyaluronoglucuronidase activity. Bases 261 to 1685 code for a protein of 474 amino acids. Lineage: Eukaryota; Metazoa; Chordata; Actinopteri; Syngnathiformes; Syngnathidae. The record is from RefSeq and is a predicted model, not a curated record. Gene Ontology annotation, biological process: hyaluronan catabolic process; carbohydrate metabolic process. The transcript has 4 exons. Gene Ontology annotation, cellular component: cytoplasmic vesicle.
CAGGGGGGCAGCUGCUCGUGUCUUCAGCCCGCUGGGAGGCUAACCGAUCCGCCUCUCGACCUGGACCACACUUCUACAGCUUCUUAACACACAAAAGAAAGCGCAGCGAUGUUCACAUGUUCUUCUUUCAUGCUUUGAGCCGAUCAACAACCCCCAAAACGGCGACGUGACUUGUUGAGGAUUCAGGGGGGAAUGCUUCUCCACACCGUCAGGAAAGAGCAGAGAGUGACAGUCAAUUCAGCCCGUUCCCAUCUGGAGACAUGCACUGGACGGUGGCUGACUGCAAAGCUCUGCUGCUGCUGAUUGUUCUACUGUGGGAUGAAACCGGAGCCUUGGGACUGAAAGCCACAGUAUGGCCGCUGUAUUCCCAGAAGCCCCUGCUGCUGGCGUGGAACGCCCCGACGGAGGACUGCUCCCCACGGCAUCGCGUCUCUCUUCAGCUGGACCAGUUCCAGAUCGUGGCCUCCCCCAAUGAGGGUUUCGUGAGGCAGAACCUCACCAUCUUUUAUAAUGACCGCCUGGGCCUGUACCCCCAUUAUGAGCCGGACGGAACGCCUGUCAACGGGGGUCUGCCGCAGAUUGCCAGUCUGUCACAGCACUUGGAAAAGAUGCCAGAAGGGGUGAAAAAGUACAUACGUGAGCCCAAUGCCAAAGGCCUGGCAGUUAUUGACUGGGAAGAAUGGCGUCCCCUUUGGAUACGCAACUGGGAGGCGAAGGACAUUUACCGCCGACAUUCUCGUGAGCUGGUGCGCCAGAAGAACCCCACCUGGCCGCCCGAGCGGGUGUCCAAAGUGGCCCUCCAGGAGUUUGAGAUGUCUGCCAAGAAGUUUAUGCUGGAGACACUGAAGCUUGCCAAGCACCUGAGGCCCAAUCAGCUUUGGGGUUUCUACCUGUUCCCGGACUGCUACAACCACGACUACAGGCGGACCCUGGAGAGCUACACUGGUCGCUGCCCUGACGUGGAGGUGGCGCGCAACGAGCUGCUCAAUUGGCUGUGGACCGAGAGUACGGCUCUCUUCCCGUCCAUCUAUAUGGGCAGGGUGCUGCGCUCGUCUGCUUCCGGACGCCAAUUCGUAAGAAACCGUGUGAAGGAGGGCAUGCGUUUGGCAUCAUCUGGUGAUGGGCUAGCGCGUCCCGUCUUUGUGUACACUCGGCCCACGUAUAUGAACUCUCUGGAGCAGUUGACAGAGAUGGACUUGGUGUCCACCAUCGGGGAGAGCGUGGCUUUGGGAGCAGCUGGCAUCAUCCUGUGGGGAGACGCAGCCUACGCCAGCAACAAAACCACCUGCUCGGAUCUGGAUGCUUAUCUCCGGGGUCCGCUGGGCAAAUACCUCCUCAAUGUCUCCACGGCAGCCGAGGUAUGCAGCCAGGCUCUGUGCUAUUCCCAUGGCCGCUGCUUACGCCGGGACCCCGAUGCCGACGUUUACUUGCACCUGAACCCUGCCACGCACAGCCUGCGGGUCGGACCAGGCGGCAGGCUGGAGGUGGUCGGCGAGCCGGGCCGGGAGGACCUGGUGGGCUUCGGCUCCAUGUUCCGGUGUCAGUGCUAUAGCGGUUUUGAGGGGGAGCGAUGCGAGAAGAUGGACCCUCUGUAUCAGAAAGGAGCGGCGUGUCUAACCUCGGCGUCGGCUCUGCAGUGUGCUAUCUUUCUGCUUUUCUAUGUUUGGGUGCAACACAUACUGUAGACCAGGGGUUCUCCAAUUUUUGGGGUCCCAGGACCCCUUACCUGGAUGGCUAUGGGGGGAAGACGAUAGGAUAAUUUACUGUAAAUUUCCAUGGGAAAUUAAAAUGGGGAACUUGGAAAAUAUUCCAAACUAUGCAAUUAUGGGAGUCGAUUGGGAAUUUGGGGUAUUUUCAUGGAAAAGUAUCUGAUUCAAGCUUAAAGAUGGUGGAUUUGAUAAGUCUACACACCCCAGUUGAAAAAAAAUACAUAUCAAGAUCGUUUCAAAACUUUGUCCAUAAUUAAUGUAUAUAUGUACAACUCCACUGAUUAAAAAAAAUCUUUUAAGAAGUGGAAUUAAAAAUAAACAACUGCGAUCAUGGUCCUGUACAAGUGUGCACA